Drosophila obscura is the source of this 3846-nucleotide messenger RNA. It is a transcript of the gene trpl, whose product is annotated as transient-receptor-potential-like protein. Gene Ontology annotation, cellular component: membrane; cation channel complex. Gene Ontology annotation, biological process: regulation of cytosolic calcium ion concentration; calcium ion transmembrane transport; manganese ion transport. NCBI's taxonomy places the organism in Eukaryota, Metazoa, Arthropoda, Insecta, Diptera, Drosophilidae. Gene Ontology annotation, molecular function: store-operated calcium channel activity; inositol 1,4,5 trisphosphate binding; protein binding. The record is from RefSeq and is a predicted model, not a curated record. The transcript is spliced from 13 exons. The coding region runs from base 237 to 3677 and encodes 1146 amino acids.
AUUCCGCAAGUGGCACGUUCCCGUUCUCGUUCUUGUCUCGACAUUGUCGCGUUGUGCCUCGCCGUGUUCGGCCCCAAAAAUGGAAUACCAAUAAAAUAAAAUUUUAUACUCGUACACAAAGAGCAUAAAGAAUGAGCAGUGCGGUUUGCCGUAACGUAUGCAACGUGCAAUUGUUAUAAAAUAUAUAAAUUCAUAUUCCCAGUCCCCUGCCUAAGCCGCAGCACAUCCGUACACGGAUGGGGAAACCCCAGCGUCCAUUGUGCGACCGAGUUGAACAAUUGCACACGUUUUUAUGCGCUGGAAUGCAAGAAGUAUCGUCUGGAGGCGCCACACGCAGUGGCAGUGGGCGGAUCCGCACCUCAGCCCCCCCAACAAUGGUGGGUGGAUGCUGUAUCCCACUGGGAUUACCGCAACCUUUGCUGCUCGAGGAGAAGAAGUUCCUGCUGGCUGUGGAGCGUGGCGAUAUGCCGAAUGUACGCAGAAUCCUGCAGAAGGCGCUGCGCCAUCACCACAUCAACAUCAACUGCAUGGAUCCACUGGGCCGGCGAGCCCUCACUCUGGCCAUUGACAACGAGAACCUCGAGAUGGUUGAGCUGCUCGUCGUGAUGGGAGUGGAGACAAAGGACGCCCUGCUGCAUGCCAUCAAUGCGGAGUUUGUCGAGGCCGUCGAGUUGCUGCUCGAGCACGAGGAGCUCAUCUACAAGGAGGGCGAACUCUAUAGCUGGCAAAAGGUGGACAUCAAUACAGCUAUGUUUGCGCCGGAUAUCACGCCCCUUAUGCUGGCCGCUCAUAAGAACAACUUUGAGAUUUUGCGCAUUCUCUUGGAUCGGGGAGCGGCUGUGCCAGUGCCCCACGACAUACGUUGCGGCUGUGAGGAGUGUAUACGCCUCAUGGCCGAGGAUUCGCUGCGGCACUCCCUGUCGCGGGUGAACAUCUAUCGGGCCCUGUGCAGUCCCUCGCUGAUCUGCCUCACCUCCAGCGAUCCCAUCCUGACCGCCUUUCAGCUCUCCUGGGAUCUGCGGAACCUGGCGCUGACAGAGCAGGAGUGCAAGGCGGAGUACAUAGAGUUGCGGCGACAGUGCCAAAACUUCGCGGUGGAUCUGCUUGACCAGACGCGCACCUCCAACGAGCUGGCCAUCAUCCUCAACUACGAUCCGCAAAUGUCCAGCUACGAGCCAGGGGACCGCAUGAGUCUGUCACGUCUCGUCCAGGCCAUAUCCUACAAGCAGAAAAAGUUUGUGGCCCACUCGAACAUCCAGCAAUUGCUCUCCUCCAUUUGGUACGACGGCUUGCCUGGGUUCCGACGCAAGAGCAUCGUGGAUAAAAUCAUGUGCAUCGCACAGGUGGCCGUGCUCUUUCCCCUGUACUGUUUCAUCUACAUCUUUGCCCCCAACUGCCAGACGGGCCGACUGAUGCGGAAGCCAUUUAUGAAGUUUCUCAUCCAUGCCUCCUCGUAUUUGUUCUUUCUGUUCAUCCUGAUUCUGGUCUCGCAGCGGGCGGACGACGACUUUGUGCGCAUCUUCGGUACGGCGCGGAUGAAGGCGAAGCUCGUGGAGCAGGAGCUGCGUCAGCGGGGCCAGGCGCCCAGCAAGCUGGAGCUGGUCGUCGUCCUGUACGUAGCCGGAUUUAUGUGGGAGGAAGUGCAGGAGAUAUUCGCCGUGGGCAUGAAGAACUACCUGCGCAACAUGUGGAACUUUAUCGACUUCCUACGCAACACCCUCUAUGUGAGUGUCAUGUGUCUGAGGGCCUUCGCCUACAUCCAGCAGGCCACGGAAAUAGCCAGGGAUUCACAGAUGGCGUACAUUCCGCGCGAGAAGUGGCAUGACUUCGAUCCGCAGCUCAUAGCCGAGGGCCUCUUUGCGGCCGCCAAUGUCUUCUCCGCCCUGAAGCUGGUGCACCUGUUCAGCAUCAAUCCCCACCUGGGCCCCCUGCAGAUCUCGCUGGGCCGCAUGGUCAUCGACAUUGUCAAGUUCUUCUUCAUCUACAGCCUCGUGCUAUUCGCCUUCGCCUGUGGCCUCAAUCAGCUGCUCUGGUACUUUGCCGCCCUGGAGAAGAGCAAGUGCUAUGUCCUGCCGGGCGGGGAGGCGGACUGGGGCUCGCACGGCGACUCCUGCAUGAAGUGGCGUCGCUUUGGCAACCUGUUCGAGUCGUCGCAGUCCCUUUUCUGGGCCAGCUUCGGCAUGGUGGGCCUGGAUGACUUCGAGCUGAGCGGCAUCAAGUCCUACACCCGCUUCUGGGGCCUCCUCAUGUUCGGCUCGUAUAGCGUCAUCAAUGUGAUUGUGCUCCUGAAUCUGCUCAUUGCCAUGAUGUCCAAUUCGUAUGCCAUGAUUGAUGAGCACUCGGACACCGAGUGGAAGUUCGCCCGCACCAAGCUGUGGAUGAGCUAUUUCGAGGACAGCGCCACCCUGCCGCCGCCCUUCAAUGUGCUGCCCUCGGUGAAGUGGCUCAUUAGGCUGUUUCGAAAGUCCAGCAAGGUCAUCGAUCGGCAGCGUUCCAAGCAGAAGCGACUCGAGCAGGAGGAGUUCAACAAGUAUGACAACAUCAUGCGCUCCCUGGUGUGGCGCUAUGUGGCGGCCAUGCACCGCAAGUUCGAGCAGAAUCCCGUCUCCGAGGAUGACAUCAACGAGGUGAAGAGCGAAAUCAACACGAUGCGAUACGAGAUGCUGGAGAUAUUCGAGAACAGCGGCAUGGACGUGUCCUCGGCCAACAAAAAGGAGCGGCAAUCACGACCCCGACGCAUCAAGGUCUGGGAGCGGCGACUGAUGAAGGGCUUCCAGGUGGCUCCGGUGCAAACAAGCGGGGAAUCGGAUGCCUGCUGCAAUGUGAACGGCGAGGGCGACAUGCGGGAGAUCAAGGUCGAGAGCAUACCCUCCAGACCAGCCAAGGAGACGGCACGCGAGAGAUUCCAGCGAGUGGCGCGCACUGUGCUGCUGCAGUCCAGCACCCACAAGUGGAAUGUGGUGCUUCAGGGCACGCUGCCAAACUCCCAGAUCGGACGCUGCACCAAGAACGAGCGCAAGAACCUGCAAAAUCUAGGCAAGGCCAUCGAAGAGGCCAAGCGGCUUAUCAUGCUCAAUCCAGGCACUUCCUCGGGCCGUGAGUCGCCCAUCCGCAUCGAGUUCGAGGAUGAGAAGUCGAGCACCCUGCUGCAGUUGCUCAACCAGAUCAGCGAGGAGAUCAGCGACCGCGAGCGUCUACGAAUCAAAUCCAUUUGGCGGCCACCGCUAAAAUCCGUAACCGCUCGGGCCAUGGCAGCCAACCAUGGCAGGUCACACACGGCGCCCGAGCUGAAGAUUAGCAGAAAGUCCCUACCAGCUCCGCCACCAGCACCAGCAACAGCACCAGCUACAGCUCCUACUUCAAGUGGCAUUUCUCGGCUGGCUAGCAAUCGGUCUCGAGAGCUGCCUUUGUGCCCAAGCAAACUAGUGACGGCUGCGCCUGCUGUCCAGAAAUCUCAAGCUCCCACAGCUUCAGCUACAUCCUCGCGAACUCCCUUCUCCGUGGAGCGAAAGGGCCCUGGCCAUAGCUCAGAUGGUAUGCCGGCGGGCAAUCCAAACUCCUUCGACAUCCACGUGGUUGAUCUGGAUGAGAGGAGUAGGCGCGUCGGCGGGGAUAAUUGUUCCGAUAUUAGCUCCAUUGCCAGCACGAGUCCCCAGCGGCCAAAGAGAGGAAACUAAAUGUGAUUGUGGCACGGACACUGACACUGACACUGGCAUAGUCACAGACUCUGGUGAUAAGUCUCCCUCCAAAUGGGGGCCAGUAGCAGCAGAUGCCUCACAAAUCUAUCUACAAAUACUUCACUUGCGAGUUCACUCGACAAACAAUAAAAUUAUUUAGCCAAACUCU